AUCUGCUCCCUGUGCCGCAGAGGCCAGACCCGGGGCUGUGAGCGGAGGGCUGUGAUUGGUUAGAAAAGCAAGCAGAGCCCCGCCAGAUUGGUCCCCUGUUACGUCACCACAUUCUGAAGACCCGCCCACCAACCGCGGGGCUCCAUCCUGGGGGAAACUGCUGCCGACAGUGCCCCGAGCCCCUGGCAACGGGAAAGAGUGCGGAGUCAGCCCACGGUGGAGAGAGCACCUGAGCCUGAGGAUGAGCAGGUUCUCGAGAUGGAUGGACACCCCACCCUCUGAAGAGCCCUUAGAUACGCAAAACAAAACCCUGGAAAACCAGGAAGAGGAGAUGGGGUUUAAGGAAAUGGAUGGCCUGAGGGAAGCCUUGGCCAACCUCCGGGGACUGUCCGAGGAGGAGAAGAGCGAGAAGGCGAUGCUUCGCUCCCGCAUCCACGAGCAGUCCCAGCUCAUCUGCAUCCUGAAGCGGAGGUCCGACGAGGCCCUGGAGCGCUGCCAGAUCCUGGAGAUGCUCAACACCGAGCUGGAGGAGAAGGGGGUGCUGGAGGCCGAGAAGCUGAAGGCCAAGAGCGAGCAUGCCCGGAAGCUGGAGGACCGCUUCAUGACCCUGGCGGCCAACCACGAGGAGAUGAUCCGCUUCAAGGACCAAUACAAGAGCGAGAACGUCAAGCUGAGAGAGGAGAACGAGAGGCUGAGGCUGGAGAACAACAGCCUCUUCAGCCAGGCUCUGAAGGACCACGAGGCCAAAGUCCUGCAGCUCACAGCCGAGAGCGAGGCCCUGGCCCAGGAGCUGGAGACUCUGAAGCAGAGGUGUGCCCAGGAUGCCUGCCGGGCACAGGCCCGGGAGAAGGAGCUGCUGGAGCUGCAGAGCCAGCAGGCCAGCGCCCACACCGCGGAGACAGAGCAGCUGCGCAGCCAGCUGCAGAGCCUCCAGCAGCAGCACCAGCAGGCCGUGGAGCAGAUGGCGAAGGCCGAGCAGGCGCACGGCAGCCUGAGCCAGGAGCUGCAGGCCAGGCUGCAGAUGGUCACGCGGGAGAAGGAGGAGCUGCUCCAGCUCUCCAUGGACAGGGGCAAGGUGCUUCAGAGCAAGCAAGCGGACAUCCGCCAGCUGGAGGAGAAGCUGGAGGCCGCAGAGGUGGCCAGGCGACAAGCGCUAGAGCGGUUUGAGCAAGAGGCGGUGGCUGUGGACAGCAACUUGAGAGUCCGGGAGCUCCAGCGCAGGAUAGCUGGGAUCCAGAAGGCCUACGAGGAGCUCAGGCUGCAGUCAGAAGCCUUCAAAAAGCACAGCCUGGAUCUUUUAAGCAAGGAGAAAGAACUCAAUGCCAAACUCCGCCAUCUCUUUCCAUAAGGAAGCUUCGGCUUCCUCCCACCUCCAGUGUAGAAUUCAACAGAGUCAAGAUGUUUUUCAACUUGUUCUAUUUUUUAAGCACAAAAGGCAACUCAAAGAAAAGCUACUUUUACUAUGAUAUUAUUAACUUUGUAAGACUAACACUACUUUUCAUUCCUGCCACUUAGAAUACACGAUUUACCAGAUUUUGUCUUACUCCUUUAAAAUCUUCCUAAGUUUGCUAUUAGUAUCUCUAGCUCUCCCAUAAUACAUAUUUAUUCUCAACCUUAGCUAUCUUCAUAUAGCCAAAGAUUUUAAAUUAGCAGCUCCUAUAGAUUUCAGUGACUCUAUAAUGGACAAUCUGAUGUGCUGGUUGUGAAAAGAAUUAGUAUAAUUAGCCCUUAUAGAUAAUAGGUUUGCAAACUAUAGGGUUUUCAGCCUCCCAUAGUUGAGACUGUAAGCUAUAACAGCUAAUAGCAUACGAAGAGCAUGGACAACUUGCAGAAAAAAAGUGUCUGAUUUUGUAACAGGCCAAGCAAUUGCUUGCUUCACCAACUUUACAGCAGUAUCCUUUUUAUUUUAUUUGCCCUAGCUUGGAAGACAAAGAUUGAGACCAUUAAGCAAACUUUAUUAUAACCAGGCUGUAUGAGCAAUAAGAUUCAAAUAAGAAAGUGGUCCUGGCUGGUGGCACACUUGCUUAGGGCAUCACUCCAUGUGGGUUUGGUUCUCAGUCAGGAUAAUUUAGGUAAUAACAUACUUAAAUUUCAAUUUCAAUCCUUGGUCAGGGUGGGACUCGGACAGGAGGCAAUCGACUGAUGUUCCUCCACCCUCACCCCCCUUCCCUUCCUCUCUAAAAAUUAAUAAACAUCCUCAGAUGAGAAUUAAAAAAAAAAAGAAUUCAAAUAAGUGUAAUCAACCCGCUUUGAUUUUUCCUACAAGCUUAGAUCACAUUCCAUUUUUUUUGCAGGGGGGCGGCGGGGGGUUCUUUCUCCUUAAUAAAAACAGGAUUUAGAGGUACAAGAAUGCAAAUAGCAGCAAAUUCAUUUAAUAUUGUACAAUAUACUAAUAGACAAAAGUCCUGAAUUUGGGGAAACAAGUGAUAGCAGAUUAGAUAUGAUACAUAUAGCAACUUAAUAAUUGUUUUGUUUUUACUGGCAUGUUUUGCAAUUACCUUUUCCUUUUUUUAAAACAUCUAAACUGAAUAUCUAUAGGUAUACCUACAGCCUUGUUAUAGGAAUAGCUAAGUAUGUAGUAAUAAAAACAAAUACAGUUAUAAUUAUAUGAAGUUCUUAAAGAGGUAGUUAUAAAAAAUACACUUUAUGCUUCCUUAUUUCCCCGUUCUUAGUUGAUAAGCAUUAUUGUGAAAACCUCUCAAAACAGAUUGUAAUAUAGUACUUUCUCACACAUUUUGUGUCAAG
This is a messenger RNA of Myotis myotis, 2745 nucleotides long. It is a transcript of the gene CCDC89, whose product is annotated as coiled-coil domain containing 89. Lineage: Eukaryota; Metazoa; Chordata; Mammalia; Chiroptera; Vespertilionidae. The coding region runs from base 242 to 1348 and encodes 368 amino acids. The transcript has a single exon. The record is from RefSeq and is a predicted model, not a curated record.